Messenger RNA from Kwoniella shivajii, 384 nucleotides. RefSeq lists its product as uncharacterized. NCBI's taxonomy places the organism in Eukaryota, Fungi, Basidiomycota, Tremellomycetes, Tremellales, Cryptococcaceae. The transcript is spliced from 3 exons. The record is from RefSeq and is a predicted model, not a curated record. Bases 1 to 384 code for a protein of 127 amino acids.
AUGGCUCCAACAGCAAGUUCUUCAGCUCCUCACAAGGGCGUAGAGAGGAAGAGGAAAGCCGGUGGAAAUGGGAAGAAAGGCAAGGUGUUCGUGGAAGAUAAAAAAGACCUACUAUCCCUCAUGUCAUCGAUAACAUCCAGCAAAGAUAAAGUAGCAGAGUCAAAAGUGGCCAAACGGAAAGCUGUCGUUGACGAAACAGCCCCAGUCAAUUCAGACGACAAAAACAAGAAGAGUAAGAAAGGCUUGCAGAAGGAGAAAGCAUUAGAAGAAGCGAAAGCUUCGGUCCUGGAAAAGCAACGUCUGAAGAAGAAGCGGAAAUCAACGUCCAACAAGCCAGCCAGUACUCCGGAUAAACCUGUAAAGAAAAGGGUCGGUUUCGCGUGA